Molecule: messenger RNA, 7297 nt
Organism: Oreochromis aureus
Lineage: Eukaryota; Metazoa; Chordata; Actinopteri; Cichliformes; Cichlidae
Product: gamma-aminobutyric acid receptor subunit beta-3-like
Exons: 9
Coding region: 309-1763 (484 amino acids)
Biological process (GO): regulation of membrane potential; chemical synaptic transmission; monoatomic ion transmembrane transport
Cellular component (GO): GABA-A receptor complex; membrane; synapse
Molecular function (GO): GABA-A receptor activity; extracellular ligand-gated monoatomic ion channel activity; neurotransmitter receptor activity
Source: RefSeq, a predicted model, not a curated record
CCUCAUCAAUAUGCGCUUCAGCUCCUGAAUGUAAGAGCCUCUCGCACAGUCAGAGACGGCAAAAAGGAAAGCGGAGCCAAUAUUCAUGACAGGGAGGCGAUGUCAGCCCAUAUUUCACAUCUGACUCCAUCCACAGCUAGCUGCUGACUUUUCCGCGCCUCAGUCUACUUUCUUGUUUUUUGGGGGGGGCAAUCGAUGGAUAUACUCUGGAUUUGAAGAGUGUCCGUCUCGGCUGUUGAUUGCAGGGGGGGUGAGCUCUCUGCUGUUGCUGCCUUCGUGCUUUAUAAUUACAAAAAGGAAAAGGGGGGAUGUUUGCUUUGCACAAGCUUCGUCAAUUUCGCGUCUUGUCCGCACUGGUUAUCGGUUCGAUUGUGUGUUGCGCAAAAAGCGUCAAUGAACCGGGCAACAUGUCUUUUGUGAAGGAGACGGUGGAUAAACUACUUAAAGGAUACGACAUCCGACUGAGGCCGGACUUUGGAGGGCCCCCUGUCGCUGUUGGCAUGAGCAUAGACGUGGCCAGCAUAGACAUGGUGUCAGAAGUCAACAUGGACUACACAUUGACUAUGUAUUUCCAGCAGUAUUGGAGGGACAAGCGCCUGGCCUAUGUGGGAAUCCCUCUCAACCUGACACUUGACAACAGGGUUGCUGACCAGCUCUGGGUCCCUGACACCUACUUUCUCAAUGACAAGAAGUCUUUCGUCCAUGGAGUCACAGUCAAAAAUCGCAUGAUCCGCCUGCAUCCAGAUGGGACUGUCCUCUAUGGACUCAGGAUAACUACAACAGCAGCAUGUAUGAUGGAUCUCAGGAGGUAUCCUCUGGAUGAACAGAACUGCACUCUGGAGAUAGAGAGCUAUGGCUACACCACAGAUGACAUCGAGUUCUACUGGAAGGGAGGCGAGUCGGCUGUGACGGGGGUGACACGGAUUGAGCUGCCUCAGUUCUCCAUUGUCGAUUACAAGCUGGUGUCCAAGAACGUAGUCUUUUCCACAGGUGCCUACCCUCGACUGUCUCUGAGCUUCAAGCUGAAGAGGAACAUCGGCUACUUUAUUUUGCAGACGUACAUGCCAUCAAUCCUAAUUACCAUCCUCUCCUGGGUGUCCUUCUGGAUAAACUAUGAUGCGUCAGCAGCCAGAGUGGCGCUAGGGAUCACCACUGUGCUAACCAUGACCACUAUCAACACCCAUUUGAGGGAGACACUCCCAAAGAUCCCCUACGUUAAGGCUAUCGACAUGUACCUGAUGGGCUGCUUCGUCAUGGUCUUUCUGGCCCUGCUUGAGUAUGCCUUCGUCAACUACAUCUUCUUCGGGAGGGGCCCACAAAUGCAAAAGAAACUGGCAGAGAAGGCAGAAAAGGCCAACAACGAGAGGGCGGCUAAGUACGACGCGGCAAGGGCAGAGCCACAUGGUCAUGGGAACAUUCUGCUGACCACCCUGGAAAUCCAUAAUGAAGUGGCAGGAGGUGAGAUCACCACCAGCGUGGCAGACAUUAGGAACUCUCAGUCCAUGGUGCAGCUGGACAGCACUGCCUCAUCGCACAUCCAGUACCGCAAGCAGAGUGGCGGGAUCGGGCCAUGCUCUGCUAGCCGUCACUCCCUGGACCGCUCCGCUCAGAUGAAACGCAGCCGCCUGCGGAGGCGGUCCUCGCAGUUAAAAAUCAAAAUCCCCGACCUGACGGAUGUAAAUGCCAUCGAUCGCUGGUCACGGAUCAUCUUCCCUUCCGUGUUCUCAAUCUUCAACCUCAUCUACUGGCUCUACUAUGUCUGAUUGGACUGUUUUGUUGAGGUGUUUUAUUCUGUUUGUUUUUUUGUUGGGGUUUUUUGUGACUUUUUUCAUUUCAUUUGUUUUUCUUCCUUUUCUCUGUUGCUUUUAUACAUGAUGGAAUCUGCCACGUUAAAGACUGUAACACAAUAAGACAAAAGUGAAAAAGAGACUGAGAAAAGACUACUGAGUUUUGGACCAAGUUCUCAUUUAAGUUGUUUUUAUAUUUGCAGUCUUUGAACCCUUAGUACCAAGUUCUUUUUAUUUUUGAAAGUAUGUACUGUAAUUGGGAUUUGUGACAGUCAUUUCCCAACACAUUUGCCCUCUCAGUAAUGUGUAAAUAGCAAGAUACAAAGCCAGCAAUUGAAUAAAUAUUACAGUAUUUGCAAAAAAAAGAAACAAAAACCAGUUAAGUUAAAGAUUUUUCUAAUCAAAAAAGUAAGAAAUCUUUAUACUACACAGGUGAUCAGAUAAGUGCAGACAACUCCUAGAAAUCCAUUACCCUAUGCACUAUUAAUGCAUGUAAUGAUCAGCCGUGGUAGAAAAAUAAUGAGUACUUUUUGCCUUGGGUAAUAGCACAACUUCACAGCAACAAACCAAUGUGUGUUUGUUUAUAGCAUUAAUAAUAUACUUCCUACUGAAUACAAUUUAUCAUGCAUUUGGGUAAAGGUUUACCAGUUCAAACACAAUAACUUCAAACUCUUAACAUCCACCAGGUCACUGGCAACCCAUUUAGGGGUAGGUUUAGGCUAACAUCUACCCUUUUUUAAAGACUUUAUCACCUACUUGGAACAUCCAGAAAAAAACUGUACGGCCAAAAUGAAUGUACUUCAUUUGAAAGGUAACAUAGUUUCUUCAAAUGUGCCCAUUUCCUAUGUUAAUUAAACAAAACCCUAGUAUUGACCUAGACUGACCACCGAUGACCAGCUGGAGGUUAAGAGUUUAAAGGGGAGGUUUUUGUCCUCUGUUCAGAAUGAUUAUGACUCAGGUUCUGAAUUUUUUGGGUGUCUUUUUCUUAAAAACCAAACAAAAAAAAUGUCGCUGAAAUAACUUUUUUGAUCAUUUGAUGAGGGGAAUAGAAAAUAAUAAGCACAACUAUGACAACUGCCAUUUCUUUCCUCUUCUACCUUCAACCAACAACCUUUCAAGUGAUAGCAUGACAGAAUUGCACUUAAAUUUUUCCAACAUUCUAGAAAAACUGUUUAAGAAAACUGCCAAGGGCCUUUUGGGCGAUACAGUUACUACUUAUCUCGUGAAAUAUUAUGAUAUUUUUGUACUCUGUGUCUUGGAGGUCUUCAUUUGAGUUCCUAACCUAUUCUUGUUUUCUUUUGCGCCAUCUCCGUUGUGGUAAUAGAAUAAAAGACCCAUUUUUUUGUACAUAAGUUCAUAGGUGUGUAUAUACAUAAAUGUGUAUAUGUAUAUAUACAUGUAUAUAUAUAUAUCUAUAUAUAGCUAUAAGAGGUGGGAUCAAAAAGUUCCAGGGAUAGGCCUCUGAAAAUCAAAACUCUUGCUCAUUUUAAAAUUGGUUCAGUAGAUUUUAGUUCAAGGUUAUCUUCUCACGUACCAUUCACUGUUAACAGUGCAUCUGAUAUUUUUAGGUCACUUAACAGAAGUCCUGUGUUUCUCUGUUGCUCACUGGAUCCACUCAAGUAUCUCAACAUUUCAGAUUGAUUUUGUUUUGCAUAAUCUGGACGAAGCAAAUCUAGCAAACAGAUUUCCCAGAUUUGCAAAUCUAUUUGCAAAUCUGGCAAAUAUUGUGUUGAUGUUGUCAAGAAAACAUGCAUUUUGAAUGCACUUAGUGCUGACACACACCACAGUUUUUGUAGUUUAAUGCUAAAUGUUCUGCAUUGAACCCCUCAAGACAUUACCAUAGAAGUCUGCAUUGACCGGCUGAUCUCUGGACAAAUUCCUGUUGCAAAAACCAGUGAAUUCCAAUAAAAUGUAUGACAGUAGCCCUUCUGUCAUGACUGACAUGCCACCAUGGUGGUUGAAAGCUGUGUACUUCUAUUCAGAACUGCUCACUAGUAAUCAGUUACGCAACUCUCAUCACCAGUGAUGACAAUUCCAGUACUUACUCCACAAUAGCUGUUUCCAUGAAAACCACUGUGUUGGGUAAUUAACAAAUCUACAAGGCAUGUGAGAGGACAGUAUGUCACCAGUUCUGUAAGACAACAAUCACGCUCAGUCUUGGUACAGGCUACUGUGCAUAGUGUACACCUAAGGACAGAAUUUCAAGGCAUAGCCAGGUGGCAGAAAGCUUCCACUUUGGCGCCCUCAGAAUCUCAUCACUGCUUUUUGGAGAUGAUGUGGUUCUGUUGGUUCUAUGAGGUGUGGGUCUCGCGCUCGCACUGGAGCAGUUUGCCAGUUGAUCUAUGUCCCUACCCUCACCUGUGAUCACAAGCUUGUGGACACAAGUGGCGGGAAUGAGCCUACUCUGAACUACUGUGUUAAUGCAGCCAGGGAUAUAACCACCAACCUAAAUUGUGAGUUAGUGGAAGACCUACUCUACAGCCACCCCUAAUUAAAUUGCCCAACUUUAAUAAAUCAAAAACCACAAAUCGGCAGUACAAAAACGUCUUUUAGUCUCUAUGAUAGUUUGCCACUUCAUCAGCAACACUAAAUGGGGCUAAUUUUCUUAUAACUCAUCUACCUGGAUAAUUGUUUUGGGCUCAAACCAAUGGUCACAUUGUCUGUCAGUUCUUGUGAUUGGACUCUGUGGGGCCUCAUCUACUUCUUUCAGUCGUUAAAUUGGACUGCUUCACUGUAGUUGUCUUCAACUUAGGACUCUAUCUUUUUAUCCAUUCAUUUCUGGCUCCAGGAAAAAACAUGGCAACUGCUAAAACAUUAACAUUAAAGCUCCAUAUUUGACGCCCAUAACCAGUGGUGACAAAAAUGAUCAUCCAUGGUGCCAUGUUUUAGUCUAUCGAUAUAUAUAUAUCUAUAUAUGUAUAUACGCUUAAGAUGUGCUGUGAAAAUGACCUUGAACAGUAGAUCAGCCAAAUUAAACUCUGGUAUGGAUUUUGAUUUUUGCAGGAGCCUGUUCCCAGAAGUUUUUGUUCACAUCUCAUAUAUCUCUGCGUGUACAACCCAAAAAUGAAAAUGAUCUUUUUGUGAUUUAACAUAAUUUAGUAGAAAGGGUUAAACUAACAGGUCCGUUUCACGCAUCCGUUUAGUUUUGAGCAUUUGUGGGGCACUCUGAAGACAUUCCUACCCAAUAACUCCACUCAAGACACUGUAUGUAUGUUCAGCUGUGCUGAGUGAUGCAAAUGGAUUUCAUAGAGCCCGAAGAUGGACCAAGAUAACUGAUCUGUCGUGUAAACAAAAGCACAUACUAGUAUUGAAUGUAUCAGAUCCAUUCUUCAGGGAGAGGAUAAUGAGCCAUGAUCAUCAUUUUUCCAUCAGAAUGUAACACCCAUUCCUACAUUGUGAGUGACAAAUAGAAUAGAGUGAGAAAGUAAAAAGAUGGUGCUUUACUAGUGUGUGCAUGUGCAUGUGUGAUGGAAAGUGGAUAUGGAGCCACUGAAAGAGGAAUGGCAUCGGUAGAUCAUUUGUUUUCUUUGCUGCUUGCUCAACUAUGGACAAAUGUCAACAUAUAAUAGUUUUCUGGAUUAAAAAUAGCUGUACUGUCAGACUCUUUUGACAAACUGUGUGCCAUUCCACCUAAGGUCGCAGAACCAUCAACCAGUUAUAACUUGAUGAUGUACAUUUGAAGCAUUCUUGAUCAAUCGCAGAUACAUGGAAUACAUCCACUAUUUGUGCAUGUACAAGAAUACAUGUAGAAAAAAAAAAGGUUCUUGAUAACCGUGAGUUUGGUGACAGAUUACAAUCAGUCAAAAAAUGUCAAGUUUUCUUUGUACAGGUUGAUAUAUGACUAAGAACUGAAUGUAUUGUACUUGGAUUGUUUCUGCACAAUUGCAGUUUGCUUACUGGGAAAAGGAUUGACCUCAAUCCUGAUUAAUAUAGAGCUCUUGUGACCCCAGAUCACAUUUUCUGAUGUGUAUACAGGCCUGGAGGCAAAUAAGACCUGGGUGCAAGAAAGAAAUGGCAGCGAAAUAAUACAUAAGUCUGUUUAGGCAUGAAGUUAAGGAAAGUGUACGCUUUAACGCAACCUAACAAGCAUUUACCCCUACAAAGUAGCUCCAGAGAUGACCUGAAACAGACAUUCUGCUUCCCAUUAUAAAAAUAACAACAAUAAUAAUCCUAUUAUACUAAAAUUAUCUGCAGUUCAGCCAGAAGCACAACAGAGGGUGUGUGUAAGAUGGUCCCCAAUAGGAAUUGUAAUUAAUAGCGCUAAAUGGUUUUAAUAGUCGCAUAUGCUUAUGCUUCAAGAGAAAUAAGCCCAGAUAUUUAUCUAUUACAUUUUGAAAAUACAGUAUCUGUAAUAUUUUGCUGAAAUCUGUGAAAAAAAAUUAAAAAUGGAAAUAUUAUGCUUUUGCCAUAAGCCAGUCAAAAAGAACAAACAAAAUUUACACUUUUGGGCCCUGUUCAUUCUGGACCAUUACCCGAUCAUAAUAUAAAUCCAGCUAGCAGAAGCUUAUAAAUAUAUUAGAAGUUCUAUGGUAACUCUGUGAAGUAGUUCAUCUGGUACUGGACAUGCCUUCCCCUUGAAGGCGAAAUCUUUCCAAAAAACUUUACCAGACGCUGUGUUACCAGCACAAAUGGAGACUACAAAAUAUUUGUGAAAAUCCAGAAAAUAUUACACCAUCAAGUGAUUUACAGUAAUGUGGAAACAAUUUUAUUUCACUCAGACACAAAUUUGUCUCCAUAUCAUCAUCGUGAAAUUGACUAGACUUUGUAUGUAAUUGCGCUACAUGUUGCUUUGCGAUGAACAGACAGUAAAAGAAAAUGUCUUUGACUUUGGUCUUGGUCACAGAGGAUUGUUUGGGGAUAUCUUGCAUUAAUGCAAAAAAGUAAUGAAACCAGUCCGUCCAAAGAGGAUUCAAACUGCUUUGUGUAGUUUGAAGGACAAUAUUUGUACCCAUAUAAUGUUGAUGAAGCUUCAGUCUAGUGUAAAUAAGACUGAACACGGAAGCUAAAGAAAAAAUCUGUUACAACAAGAGUCUAAAAAGAUCUUCCUGGCUAACUGGUUUGCUUUGAAUGACUUUUGGAUCAUGUGCUGGCAUUUACAACUGGUCAGUGUGUGAGUCAUUUUUUUUUAAUUACUGAACUACAAAGUGCAGUUUAAGAGUAAAAGAAGGCAAGUGUUAUAAACUCUAGAUACCUGUUUAUCAUGCAUGCAACUACAAUUCGUAACUUUGGAGAAUUAAAAAGAAAAAAAAAGAUUUAUUGCAAACUCAUUUAUAAGAGCUGUCAGCUGCUCAUUUUAGAAAUGACACAAUGCCAUGUGAGCCUACAUCUAAAAAAUAAAUAAAUAUUAAAAAAUAAAAUAAAAAAAUAAAAAAAAAGUCAUUGAAUACUUCAGGUGUUGUAUGGCCUUGGUCCCAUAAUGGAAUGUGAAAUGUUCUGUGCUGCCACAAAAUGUAUUUAGGCUUAGAUUUAUACUGUAUAUCUCUGUAUGUUUCUCUUCCUUUUUCGGUAGA